Messenger RNA from Closterium sp. Naga37s-1, 1905 nucleotides. NCBI's taxonomy places the organism in Eukaryota, Viridiplantae, Streptophyta, Zygnematophyceae, Desmidiales, Closteriaceae. The record is from the annotation of a GenBank genome assembly.
AUGCAGACGAUUUCUGCAGAGGCGCGAGAUGCGCGUGCAGAGGGCAGCAGGGCGCACGGGGCGCACAGGGCACCAGGGCAGAAGGGUGCGCGGGGCGCGCAGGACAACAGGGCGCGCGUGGCGCGCAGUGCUGCAGGGCGCGCGGGCGCACAGGGCAGCAGGGCAGCAGGGCGCGCGGGGCGCACAGGGCCGCAGGGCGCGCGUGGCGCGCAGGGCUGCAGGGCGCGCGGGGCGCGCAGGGCUGCAGGGCGCGCGGGGCGCGCAGGGCAGCAGGACAGCAGGGCGCGCGGGGCGCGCAGGACAGCAGGGCGCGUGGGGCGUGCAGGGCUGCAGGGCGUGCGGGGCGCACAGGGCAGCAGGGCGCGGGGGGCGCACAGGGUUGCAGGACAGCAGGGCGUGCGGGGCGCACAGGGCUGCAGGGCGCGCGGGGCGCACAGGGCAGCAGGGCAGCAGGGCACGCGGGGCGCACAGGGCUGCAGGGCAGCAGGGCACGCGGGGCGAACAAGGCUGAAGGGCAGCAGGGCGCGCGGGGCGCACAGGGCUGCAGGGCGCGCGGGGCGCGGCGCGCGGGGCGCGCAGGGCUGCAAGGUGCACGGGGCGCACAGGGCAGCAGGGCAGCAGGGCACGUGGGGCGCACAGGGCUGCAGGGCAGCAGGGCGCGCGGGGCAAACAGGGCUGCAGGGCAGCAGGGCGCGCGGGGCGCACAGGGCAGCAGGGCAGCAGGGCGCGCGGGGCGCACAGGGCCGCAGGGUGCGCGGGGCGCGCAGGACAGCAGGGCGCGCGUGGCGCGCAGGGCUGCAGGGCGCGCGGUGUGCGCAGGGCAGCAGGACAGCAGGGCGUGCGGGGCGCGCGGGGCGCGCAGGGCUGCAGGGCGCGCGGGGCGCACAGGGCAGCAGGGCAGCAGGGCGCGCAGGGCGCACAGGGCUGCAGGACAGCAGGGCGCGCGGGGCGCAUAGGGCAGCAGGGCAGCAGGGCACGUGGGGCGCACAGGGCUGCAGGGCAGCAGGGCACGCGGGGCGAACAGGGCUGAAGGGCAGCAGGGCGCGCGGGGCGCACAGGGCUGCAGGGCGUGCGGGGCGCACAGGACAGCAGGGCGCGCGUGGCGCACAGGGCUGCAGGGCGCGCAAGGCGUGCAGGGCAGCAGGACAGCAGGGCGCGCGGGGCGCGCAGGGCUGCAGGGCGCACGGGGCGCACAGGGCAGCAGGGCAGCAGGGCACGCGGGGCGCACAGGGCUGCAGGGCACGCGGGGAGCACAGGGCUGCAGGGCAGCAGGGCGCGCGGGGCGAACAUGGCUGCAGGGCACCGGGGCGCGCGGGGCGCACAGGGCAGCAGGGCGCGCAGGGCUGCAGGACGCGCGGGGCGCGCAGGACUGCAGGGCGCACGGGGCGCACAGGGCAGCAGGGCAGCAGGGCACGCGGGGCGCACAGGGCAGCAGGGCAGCAGGGCGCGCGGGGCGCACAGGGCUGCAGAUCCCCUCCCCCCACUGCUGCACUCGCAGCAGAGGGAUGGAGGAAAAGGGGGGGGGGGGGGAGAGGGGCUGGUGCUGCAGAUUCCUUCCAGCCACCCCUUGAACCUCCAAGAUCCCGCCACCCCCAUACUCCCCCCCGCAGCAGGGGGAUGGAGGAGAAAGGGGGGGGGGGGGGGGGGGGGGGGGGGGGGGGGGGGCUGGUGCUGCAGAUCCCUUCCCCACCACUGCUGCACCCACAGCAGGGGAAUGGAGGAGAAGAGGGGGCGGGGGGGGGCUGCAGGGAGAGGGAGAACGAAGUUGGGGGGGGGGGGGGGGGGGGGUCCUCGGGCGACGAGGCAAGGGGCGACGAGGCCGCGGGCGACAGGUCCUCGGGCGACGUGGCCGCGGGAGACAAAACCACAGACGACGGCGCCUUUGGCGACAAGGCCGGGGCCUAG